UGACGUAAGGAGAAGGUAGUUCACAACUACAGCAGUGCAGUGUCAGCAGUAGUGAAUAGUUACUGUGUACUUCAAGUGUUUUAAUUAACCGCGUUUUAAUGUUGGAAAUUAGGAAAUAUUGAAUCGUGAUUUAGGUUCUGAAACAUAUUAAGUUCAAGUUCUAAACGUUUAUAAAUGGAGCCGAAUCCAAAUUUAUUCUACAGACUUGAUAAAAGUGACAUUCAAAUGUGGCCGAUUUUUCACUUUUUUAGCAAAAAAGAUAUUGAAAAUAUCAAAGUUGCAGUGGUGUUCGGAAAUCGAGGAGGAUCAGCAGUCUAUGUAACGCAGAAAGACGAAGUAUUUGGCAUGGGUUCCAAUGAGUAUCAUAUGUUAGGAAAUUCAGAAUGGAAAGACGAUUUAAAACCUCGAAAAGUUGAACCACUAUGCGGCAAAAAAAUAAAAUAUUUUACUGUCGGUGAUAAUCAUGUUAUGGCUCUAACUGAAGAAGGAAUCGUUUACAAUUGGGGCAAUAAUGAUUUUUCUCAGUUGGGUACCAAGAACCCUAAUGAUACCAUUGGUCCUUCGGUUGUUGGAACUUUAUUCGAUAAGAAAGUUAUCGAGAUCGCCUGUAGUUCUUCCUACAACAUUGUAUUGUGUGAUAAUUAUCAGGUUUACGAAUGGGGCAAACGAUCGACGGAAGACUAUCGCUCAAAUACAAGUGUAGAAACAUUGGUUGAAGGUAAACUGAAAGGCGAAGAAAUUGUUUCGGUUGCUUGUUCAAAAGUCGCUUCAUUUGCUUUAUCAAGUCAUGGCUGUGUGUAUUCAUGGGGUCUGGAUAGUCAUGGAAUAUUGGGACGAAACUGCAACGAAAGCACCAAUGAAGGGAAAAACAAUCCAUCCAAGAUCUCAAACUUAACAGGAGUUUUCAUCAAGAAAAUUGUAGCCGGUCAAGAACACAUUCUUGUUUUGAGUAAUGCUGGUGUGGUGUAUUCGUGGGGUAAAAAUGAUUGCGGGCAGUUGGGCUACGGAGAAAUAAAGAGCGAUGUUUUUUCUUCUGUUCCGGAAGAAAUUGAAUUUUUACGAAGUGAUGGAAGUGUCAGCACCAGAAAAAUCAUCGAUAUCGCAGCUACUCACUUCUGCAGUUCAUCAGUUGCAAUGGAUGAAAAUUGUCAGCUGUUUAUUUGGGGCCAAUGCAAAGGUCAGAAUAUUUGUUCUCCACUCGCGACUGAUUUUAAUUCUCUGCAGGAAAUAUUCGUUAACCUCAGCCAUUACACCGGAACUUUUCGUCCUAUUACUUCGAAAAAUUUAACUAAGGCGAAGAUUUACAAACAUAUCAAAAAUGCUUUUGAAGAUGAAGCAACAUCGGAUCUGACUAUUCUCGUGGAAGGGAAAGAAAUCAAAGUGCAUAAAGCUGUAUUGCGAAUUCGCAGUAAUUACUUCAAAAAUAUGUUGAAACAAGGAUGGAAGGAAAACGAAGACGAGUGCGCUGCAAACUUAUACCCUAAGGUUUUGGAAAUUAAAGAAAGCACUUACAUCGCCUAUAAAGCCCUGAUCGAAUAUUUCUACACAGAUGAUUUGAAUGUGCCAUUUAGUUUUGCUUUCGAAUUACUGGACUUGGCUCGUGUCUAUUGUGAAGAAGAAUUGCGAGAAAUGUGCGAAAAAGUUAUAAAAAAUAACAUCAGUAUUGAUAACGUGGCCUCAUCGUAUGCUACCGCGAAAUCAAUGAGAGUUGAUGAUUUGAAGACGUUCUGUAUGGAAUUCAUGAUGAAUAAUUUUUCCAACGUUGUCAUAUCUGAAGAUUUUGCUCGAUUGAAUCUUCUCACUGUUCGAGAAAUUCUGAAUGCAGCAUCUCGUUCCUAUCCAGUUUUUAAAACCUAAAGAGUUCUUUACGUGAUUUUUUUUACUUCAUUUUAUUUUUAUAACAAUGCGUUUAUUUCGUUUAGUUAAUUAUCGUGUUAAUUUUUACGUUUUUUUUACAACUUAGGUAGGUAGGUACCUAUACUUACGUACCUAAUAUUAGUUUAGGUAAGUAGUUGAAAUAAAAUUAGUACUUAUUUCUUCAAAAAAAAAACUUCAUCGUGUGAUUCAUUGUAAAAUUACCAUUAUUUUUUAUCUUUUUAAAAAGGAAAAUUACGAUAAAUUUUCAAUCAUA
Messenger RNA from Planococcus citri (citrus mealybug), 2131 nucleotides. RefSeq names its product RCC1 and BTB domain-containing protein 1-like. The transcript is spliced from 11 exons. Lineage: Eukaryota; Metazoa; Arthropoda; Insecta; Hemiptera; Pseudococcidae. Gene Ontology annotation, molecular function: protein binding. The record is from RefSeq and is a predicted model, not a curated record. Bases 175 to 1857 code for a protein of 560 amino acids.